Neopelma chrysocephalum (saffron-crested tyrant-manakin) is the source of this 3460-nucleotide messenger RNA. RefSeq names its product EH domain containing 3 (gene EHD3). The record is from RefSeq and is a predicted model, not a curated record. The transcript is spliced from 6 exons. NCBI's taxonomy places the organism in Eukaryota, Metazoa, Chordata, Aves, Passeriformes, Pipridae. Gene Ontology annotation, biological process: endocytosis; endosomal transport. Gene Ontology annotation, cellular component: cytoplasm; plasma membrane. Gene Ontology annotation, molecular function: GTP binding; protein binding; calcium ion binding. The coding region runs from base 342 to 1949 and encodes 535 amino acids.
CCGGCGCCGGCCCCUUUCCUGGCGGGCCGCCCCUCCGCGCUAUGCCCACGCCGGGAGCCGGCGGCGUGAAGGGAGGCGGCGCCCGCCGGUGCCGCUCGGCCGGGGCUGCGCGGAGAAGCCGCUCCUUCAGCCUCCCGCGGGGACUGUUUUCUGGCUGAAACCGCCGGCGCAGGUGGCGUGAGGGCGGGCGGCCCUCGCGUGUGGGCGCUGGAGGGGAGCGAGGCCCGCCCGGCCUGAGGGGGAUGCGCGGGUAGCCCGCGCCCGCAGCCAGCCCAGCCCUGCCCGCCGCCCCCCGCCCAGCCCCGGUGGUCGCUGCGGAGCUGGCGUCAGGCGGCCCCAAGAUGUUCAGCUGGCUGGGGACCGACGACCGCCGGAGGAAGGACCCCGAGGUGUUCCAGACGGUCAGCGACGGCCUGAAGAAGCUCUACAAGACAAAGCUGCUGCCGCUGGAAGAGCACUACAAGUUCCACGAGUUCCAUUCGCCCGCCCUGGAAGAUGCCGACUUCGACAACAAGCCCAUGGUGCUCCUCGUGGGGCAGUACUCCACCGGGAAGACCACCUUCAUCAGGUACCUGCUGGAGCAGGAUUUCCCAGGGAUGAGGAUUGGACCAGAGCCUACAACUGACUCCUUUAUAGCAGUUAUGCAAGGAGAUGUGGAAGGAAUCGUUCCUGGAAACGCUUUGGUGGUGGAUCCCAAAAAACCGUUCAGGAAACUCAACGCCUUUGGCAAUGCCUUUUUGAACAGGUUCGUUUGUGCCCAGCUACCUAAUCCUGUAUUAGAGAGCAUCAGCGUCAUUGAUACACCAGGAAUUCUUUCUGGAGAGAAGCAGAGAAUUAGCAGAGGUUACGACUUCGCUGCUGUACUGGAGUGGUUUGCAGAGCGGGUUGACCGCAUCAUUCUCCUUUUUGAUGCGCACAAGCUGGACAUCUCUGAUGAAUUCUCUGAGGUCAUCAAGGCCCUAAAGAACCAUGAGGACAAGAUGAGAGUUGUUCUCAACAAGGCCGACCAGAUAGAGACUCAGCAGCUGAUGCGGGUGUACGGUGCCCUCAUGUGGUCCCUGGGAAAGAUCGUCAACACUCCCGAGGUCAUCAGGGUCUACAUUGGCUCCUUCUGGUCCCAUCCAUUGCUCAUCCCUGACAACCGCAAGUUGUUUGAGGCAGAGGAGCAGGACCUGUUUAGGGACAUCCAGAGCCUGCCCCGCAAUGCAGCCCUGCGGAAGCUGAAUGAUCUCAUCAAGCGAGCACGGCUGGCCAAGGUCCAUGCCUACAUCAUCAGUUCCCUGAAGAAGGAAAUGCCCUCAAUGUUUGGGAAAGACAAUAAAAAGAAAGAGCUUGUUAACAACUUGGGAGAUAUUUAUGCCCGAAUUGAACGGGAGCAUCAGAUCUCACCAGGAGACUUCCCUAAUCUGAAAAAGAUGCAGGAUCAGUUGCAAGCCCAGGAUUUUAGCAAGUUCCAGCCUCUGAAGAGCAAGCUGCUGGAGACCGUGGAAGACAUGCUGGCCAACGACAUCGCCCAGCUCAUGGUGCUCGUACGCCAGGAGGAGUCACAGCGGCCAACCCAGAUGGUGAAGGGAGGAGCCUUUGAGGGCACCUUGCACGGUCCCUUCGGCCAUGGCUACGGCGAAGGCGCCGGUGAAGGCAUUGACGAUGCCGAGUGGGUGGUGGCCAGGGACAAGCCCAUGUAUGACGAGAUCUUCUACACACUCUCACCUGUCGAUGGUAAAAUAACUGGUGCCAAUGCAAAGAAGGAGAUGGUAAGGUCUAAGCUGCCCAACACGGUGCUGGGCAAGAUAUGGAAACUGGCUGACAUCGACAAAGAUGGCAUGCUGGAUGAUGAGGAGUUUGCCUUGGCGAAUCAUCUCAUUAAAGUCAAGUUGGAGGGUCAUGAGCUGCCAAAUGAGCUCCCUUCCCAUCUCCUCCCUCCAUCCAAAAGGAAAAUAACAGAGUGAAAGCAAUGUUACAGGGGAGAGGGAAAGGGAAGGGGGAAAAAAAGAUCUAGAAAAACAUGUUUACUUAAAUUAUACCUUUAGAUGUGAGAUCACGUUUGGAUUUAUACCUACUUUGCUGUAUGAAGAACAAAAUCUAAAGCAGAACAAAAAAGUCCAAUCCUUCAUGAUAAUAUGCAAUUAACUCUUCCAGUGUACUGUCCCUGCUUUCUAAUGUGUAGUCUGUAAAUAUGAAGGUAAAGAAAGGACAUUGCGAGUAGGAGACUCUCUUAAGCAGGAGUAGAAGAAAACCUGAAGUGGGCUGCAUUUUAUGAGAGUGGAAUAGGCACUAAUAGAAAUCUGCUACAUGCCAGUAUCACUCCUGAGCUUUGGCUGCACCUGCUGCCUUUUAAUGGGUUGCGCAAACUUCAGGAGACUGAAAUCUUGAAGAGAAACCACAAGGUCUUUGAGCUAUUGGCCAAACUAAAGAGCGCUUCCUAAUUAAUGUAAGCCCACACUAAAAUACUAGAUACUAAACCCCAGAGUUAAGAAUUUUAAGAACCUUGAUUCACUGUUAGAUGCAAAUUUUCCAACAUUCCCCUGUCCUUAAAGAAAAAUAUAUAAAUAAAAUCUGAAAGAGCUCUAAACUGGGUAGCUGGAGUUCCUCAUUGUUCACUGUGGGACAGGCACUCAGAGUUCCCAAUCGUCACUACCUCCCAUUCCAUCCCCAGGGGAGAUUUGUUCUGCAGGCAUGGCCAAGAGAACCAACCUCCAAGGGAAACAGGGAUGGGGCACUAGGGGUGGAGAUCAGGUGGGUUGGAAGGGAGGAACACUGCUCCCAGGCUCACUGAACAUUUCACAACCAGUGGAUAGUGUUUCCUCUUUGAACAACGGUGGUGUCUGUUAUCCCUGUGAAGUGACGUGUUUACUCUCAUUGUGCACACUGAAAGCUACCAGGCCCCAUUCCUACUGUAAAGAUACAAACCCCGCACUGUCAGGUGGAUGGGCCAUCACAAGAGCAGAGAACACAGAGGGGCAGUGGGCAGAGCUUGCUCUGCUGCCUGUGCCUCCACAAAUCUAGCCAAGAUGUCAGCCUUCACACAUUCUCCUCACCACGCAGUAACACUUGAUCCCCUCCAGAACCUCUACCCUGAGCCAUGAGAACUUCCCUGCUUCUUUCAUGCUCUAUGAAAUUUUUGUUUUCAAGACCCAAUUUUAGCAGAAAUCCCUCAAUUUCCUAUUUCAUUUCCUAAACACACACACGCGCGCACACUCUUCUGGUUUUUGUUGUUGCUUUGGAGCAGUGUGUUGUUACAAUUCCUAUUGUCACUUUAUAUAAGCUGAGCUCCUACUGUGAUGAAAUACCAAGAUAAGUAUAACUUAUUUUAUAUCUCUUGUGUUCAUAUUAUAUAGAGAAAUAUAUUCUGUGUAUGUAGGAUGUGCUUAUUGCAGUACAUUUAUCACUUGUCUUAAAAAUUAAUGCAUUAACCUUUUUUGUACCCUGGUCCUAAAACAUUAUUAAAAAAGAAAGGCCA